Oncorhynchus masou masou (cherry salmon) is the source of this 1679-nucleotide messenger RNA. Its product is annotated as aristaless-related homeobox protein-like. The record is from RefSeq and is a predicted model, not a curated record. Gene Ontology annotation, biological process: regulation of transcription by RNA polymerase II. The transcript has 5 exons. NCBI's taxonomy places the organism in Eukaryota, Metazoa, Chordata, Actinopteri, Salmoniformes, Salmonidae. Gene Ontology annotation, molecular function: DNA-binding transcription factor activity, RNA polymerase II-specific; RNA polymerase II transcription regulatory region sequence-specific DNA binding. Bases 88 to 1476 code for a protein of 462 amino acids.
UUGAAUGAGUAAGUGAGUGAGUGAAUGAGUAAGUGAGAAAUACAUUUAGGCUACUUCCAACGAAGCGUUUCACUAAACGGAUCAAAAAUGACUAGUCAAUUCGAAGAAGAUAUCCACGACCGGGGAGACAGUAAGAGUAAACCGCUCACUCUGCUCUCCUCCUACUGCAUCGACAGUAUUCUGGGCCGACGGAGCCCCUGUAAAGUCAGGCUGAUAGGGGCGCAAAGUUUGACAGCUCUACCCUGGAGACAGGAGAACGACAAGCAGACCGAAGGCUCAACUAAAGACCACCUAUCAACAGACACAGACAUGCACCUUCCACCAAAGCUGCGCCGACUCUACGGCCCAGGCGGGAAGUACCUGGACCACGGACGGGUUUUAGUUCACAACCUCGAUGAGAAAUUGGAUAGGGAAAGGCUUCUGGUGGACCAAGCCUGCGAGAGUCUCAAAAUCAACCAGGCUCCACAGGUGAGCAUUAGCCGGAGCAAGUCAUACCGGGAGAACGCGUCCCUAAACCGGGGAGAGGGAGGUCAGAGCCCCGCUGGUGUGCCGGAGGAUGGACCCGGGCUGAGACUAGGGCUCAUGAAGUUCGAGGACGCGGGGAAAGAAGAGGAGAGCUGUGGGGAGGCGAUGGGUCUCUCCCCGAAGGACGAGGAGAGGGAGAGCAUCCACGCCGGGGAUGGAGACGUGAGGGACGGCGAGGACAGCGUGUGUCUGUCGGCAGGCAGUGACUCGGACGAAGGGAUGCUAAAACGCAAGCAAAGAAGAUACAGGACUACAUUCACCAGCUAUCAGCUGGAGGAGCUGGAGAAGGCUUUCCGGAAGACACACUACCCCGACGUCUUCACCAGAGAGGAGCUUGCGAUGCGGCUGGAUCUGACCGAGGCGCGCGUGCAAGUGUGGUUUCAGAAUCGUCGUGCCAAGUGGCGUAAGCGUGAGAAGGCAGGUGUCCAGACAUACCCCCCUGGCCACCCUUUCCACGGGCCCCUGUCUGCCACGCACCCCCUCAGCCACUACCUGGAUGGGGGUCCCUUCUCCACGCACCACCACCCCGCCCUGGAGUCUGCCUGGACCGCCGCGUUUCCUGGUCUAGCUCCUCACCAUAGCAACCACUCGGCCCAGCACCAAGGGACACCACUGGGGCUUGGGACAUUCCUGGGUGCAGCUGCCAUGUUCCGUCACCCCACCUUCAUCGGGCCCACCUUCGGCAGGAUCUUCUCCAGUAUGGGCCCUCUGACCAGUGCUUCCACCGUUGCUGCACUCCUCAGCCAGCCUGCCCCUUCCAUCAAGACUCCCUCCAUCCCUCCCCCGGUCCUCUCUGACCCUUCCUCCUCCACAUCGCCCUCCUCCUCGGCUGCAGCAGACCGCAGAGCAUCCAGUAUUGCAGCUCUAAGGCUGAAGGCUAAAGAGCACUCUGCCCAGAUCACCCAGGUCCACAUCCUGCCCAGCAGAUCUCCAGGGAAGGAGGUGUGCUGAACAGCUGUUAUCCCAACCUUUUCUCUCUCUCCUGGGCUUUUGUCCCUCACCUGUCCUCCUCUUACCUCUCAUACCUCUGGAGUGGUGUGGUGGGUGGAUCCAACCCUUAUCUCUAACUUCUGAUCUUCUAACUUCCCCACCCCUUCCCCAUAAUUCUUAGCCCCAAACAAAAAGCACAACCAAAUUCAAAGAGCACUGGCAAA